AUGAGUUCCGGGGGCGACGCGAAGCUCUUCGCCAGAGGCAAGGUUGCCGAGCUGCGACAAGAGCUCAACAGCGGCGGCAAGAAAGACAAGAACUACUCCGCCAAAAAGAUCGCCUUGAAGAAGAUUGUCGCCAACAUGACGAUGAGCAACAAUGACAUGGUUGCGCUGUUUCCCGAUGUUAUCGACUGCAUGACCCUGCCGAGUUUGGAGAUCAAGAAGAUGUGUUUCUUGUUCUUGGUCAACUACUCUCGCCUGAAGCCCGAUGUUGCGCUGAAAGCGCUGCCGAUAUUGGUCGAUGAUAUGGAAGAUACCAACCCGCUUGUCCGCGCACUCGCCCUGCGAACUAUAUCAUAUGUUCAUGUGCGCGAAUUCGUGGAGGCGACCUUCCAACCCCUCAAGCACCUGAUGCAGGAUAACGACCCCUAUGUCCGCAAGACGGCUGCGUUCUGUGUCGCGAAGCUAUACGAGCACGACAAAAAGAUGGUGGAGAACUCGGACUUGAUCGACCGACUUAACCGGAUGCUGAAGGACGAGAACCCAACUGUCGUCUCCAGCGUUUUGGCAUCAUUGGUGGACAUCUGGGGUCGGAGUGAAUCGAUUUCACUCACCAUCGACUAUGUCAGUGCUUCAAAGCUGGUCUCAAUCCUGCCCGACUGCUCCGAGUGGGGCCAAUCCUACAUUCUCGAGGCCUUGAUGUCCUAUGUGCCCCAGGACACUGCCGAGGCGCUUCUGCUGGCAGAGCGAAUUGCCCCGCGGCUCUCUCACUCGAACUCCGCGGUGGUCCUCACAUCCUGUCGAGUCAUCCUCUACCUCAUGAACUAUAUCGCCGAUGAGAAGCACAUCACCUCAUUAUGUCGGAAGCUCUCACCUCCUCUCGUCACCUUGCUCUCAAAACCGCCCGAGGUUCAAUAUUUGGCAUUGCGAAAUGCCAUUCUCAUUCUACAGAAGAGACCCGAGGUCUUGCGCAAUGACAUUCGGGUAUUUUUCUGUAAUUAUAACGACCCGAUUUAUGUCAAGGUGACCAAGUUGGAAUUGAUGUUCAUGUUGACAACGAAGGAGAAUAUCUCGGUGGUCCUGGCAGAGCUUCGAGAGUAUGCUACCGAGAUUGAUGUCCAUUUCGUGCGCAAAGCAGUUCGUGCCAUUGGAAAGCUCGCAAUUAAGAUCGAGUCCGCUGCCAAGCAGUGCAUCGACACACUUCUGGAACUGGUCGACGCCAAAAUCCCGUAUAUUAUCCAAGAAGCGACGGUGGUGAUUCGCAACAUCUUCCGCAAGUAUCCCAACAAGUACGAAAGUAUCAUUAGCCACGUCAUCCGCAAUAUCGACGACCUUGACGAGCCUGAGGCCAAGGCGGCUGUUAUCUGGAUCAUUGGCCAGUAUGCGGACCGCAUUGAGAAUUCCGAUGGUCUCCUCCAAGAUUAUCUUGCGACCUUCCACGAUGAAACAGUCGAAGUGCAGCUGGCCCUGCUCACGGCUACUGUCAAGCUUUUUAUUCAGCGGCCUACGAAGGGCCAACAGCUCGUUCCGCAGGUACUCAAGUGGUGCACAGAGGAAACAGAUGACCCUGACCUGAGAGACCGUGGCUACAUGUACUGGCGUUUGCUGUCGACCGACCCAGCAACAGCCAAACAGGUGGUGAUGGGCCAGAAGCCACCCAUCACCGCCGAGAGCGAAAAGCUGGACCCCCGAACCCUCGAGGAACUCUGCCUGAACGUUGGUACACUUGCAACUGUUUACCUGAAGCCUAUUCACCAGGUCUUCCGUGCCGCACGUCCCCGUCGUCUGCAGCCCAGCCCAGCCCUGCAACGGCCACGGAUCGAGGACGGCACCGCCAGCCUACUCGAAUACAACCCCCCUACUGCCAACCUCGCAUCAUCAUCAACGAGCAACAGUGGUCUCGCCACUAUCACUACGACGGGAAACCCCAUCAGCCCGAUCAAUGCUCCUCCUCCACCCAACUUCCCCGUUGGGCCGGGCUCUGGGCCUGGCCCCACUGCAGCUCCGAACACAUCCAACGACGCGAUCAGUGCUGCGGACUCGUACUUCAACGGGAUUGGCUCGCAGCAAAUGGCCGCGUUGGACCUGGGUGGCCGAGGUGAUGGUGGUGCUGGAAGCGGAGGUGCACCGCAGACACAGUUUGUUGUCACGCAGAACCAGCAGCAAGGAUACCAGCCUCAAUAUGCUGGCGGUGCUGCUACAGGCGAAUUGCUACUUCUGUAG
Messenger RNA from Penicillium argentinense, 2217 nucleotides. Its product is annotated as putative AP-2 adaptor complex subunit beta. The coding region runs from base 1 to 2217 and encodes 738 amino acids. Lineage: Eukaryota; Fungi; Ascomycota; Eurotiomycetes; Eurotiales; Aspergillaceae. Gene Ontology annotation, molecular function: clathrin binding. The transcript has 6 exons. The record is from RefSeq and is a predicted model, not a curated record. Gene Ontology annotation, cellular component: membrane coat. Gene Ontology annotation, biological process: vesicle-mediated transport; intracellular protein transport.